GUUGAAUCAAAUCUCUCCGUGUUCCCUUUGCUUCAGGUAAUAUUUGAACUAACUUCUUAGUACUACCAUGGGAUCCACUGUUGAUGCCGCAAACAAGGGUGUAAAUGGAACCGCAAGUGCCAAGAAACCCACAGUUAUAUUUGUCCUUGGUGGUCCAGGAAGUGGGAAAGGUACACAGUGUGCCUAUAUCGUUGAACAUUUUGGUUACACACAUCUGAGUGCUGGAGACCUUCUUAGAGCUGAAAUUAAAUCUGGCUCUGAAAAUGGAACUAUGAUCCAGAAUAUGAUUAAAGAAGGGAAGAUUGUACCAUCUGAGGUUACAAUCAAGCUUCUGCAGAAAGCAAUUCAGGAUAAUGGGAAUGACAAGUUCCUCAUUGAUGGUUUCCCUCGCAAUGAGGAAAACCGAGCAGCAUUUGAAAAAGUUACUGAGAUUGAACCCAAGUUUGUCUUGUUCUUUGAUUGUCCUGAGGAAGAGAUGGAGAGGCGCCUAUUAGGCCGAAACCAGGGGAGAGAGGAUGACAAUAUUGAGACUAUAAGGAAGCGUUUCAAGGUGUUUCUUGAAUCUAGCUUACCAGUGAUUCAGUACUACGAAGCUAAGGGGAAAGUUAGGAAGAUUCAUGCCGCAAAGCCCAUUGAAGAUGUGUUUCAGGAGGUGAAGGCAGUCUUUACUCCUGAAGCGGAGAAGGUAAAACACAAUACUUGUGUGAUUCUCUAAACCUCUAGUAUUCAAAAAGGAAAUAAAAGAUUCCUCAUAGGAAUCACAUAAGUUGUACUGUAAUGUAGAAGCUUGUAACUAACUAAAGUUUGCCGGUCUGAAUCAUAAAUUCAUCAUGACUGUGCUGUAAAAGAUGAUAAAUAAUGCAUUUGCAUAAACUUUGAUGAUCCAACUUUCUUUUUUUCUUCGCAACUUCGUUAAUGAAUAGAGCAGUGUCAAAUAGCUUGGCACGGUAAUAAGCUAUAGAGGCCAAGUAGCUGCAGCUAUGAAUCCACUAUUUUAUUGGUAGAGAUCUUAUAUUAAACAAUUCUGUGAAUUGUCUUAUUUAAGGUUGAAGCCUAGGCUGCAGCAUCGUAAAGACAUGGAUAAACUGAUCAGGUAGCUGGCUGGUUGCAUCUUUACCGGGAAGUCUCUGCUUGGCCUUAUUUUUUUCUAUACAAAUAUAUGAUAUGAUUACUGUUAUUAUUACUAUACACCUUUUACCUAUUAAUAUCAUUUUUGUUUUGUUUCUUUGUACUUGAUGGGAUUUGUGAUUGGCUUUCUGUAAUUUCUUUUUUUUUCUCUCUGUAAUUUCAUAAACCAAAUUCAUGGGACUUUUUACAAUAUAUACUAAGAUUAAUGGAAUCUCAGUGCUCUGGUUACUUUUUCUAGUUGUUCUCUCAGAUUGUGGUUGGAUUUAA
Messenger RNA from Eruca vesicaria subsp. sativa (arugula), 1395 nucleotides. The record is from the annotation of a GenBank genome assembly. Lineage: Eukaryota; Viridiplantae; Streptophyta; Magnoliopsida; Brassicales; Brassicaceae.